AUGAUCCACUUCCACAACAUUCUGGUGUUGUGGGUUGUUUUAUUUGGGUUCUUCACAACUGGGGUUUAUUCCAAGACUAAUUCCCAAGAUGUCUCUUCCCUUAAUGUGAUGUAUAACAGCAUAAACUCUCGUUCGAAACUAAGUGGUUGGAAAUCAAGUGGAGGUGACCCUUGCGGCGAUUCCUGGAAAGGGAUAAAAUGCUCAGGCUCAUCUGUAACUGAAAUAGAUCUGUCUGACCUUGGGCUCAGUGGAUCAAUGGGCUACCAGCUUGCAAGCUUAACAUCUGUCACUCGCUUUGAUUUAAGCAAGAACAACCUCAAUGGCGAUAUACCGUACCAACUGCCUCCUAAUGCAAAGUACAUAGAUCUUUCUCAAAAUGGCUUCACAAAUACUGUGCCAUAUUCAAUAUCUCAGAUGUCUGACCUUGAAACUCUAAAUCUUGGUCGUAACAAGCUCAAUGGACAGUUGACUGAUAUGUUUGGGAAACUUACUAAACUCAAAGAGCUUGAUUUAUCGUACAACUCAAUGACUGGCAACUUGCCUCAGAGUUUUGGAAAGCUCUCAAGCCUGAAAAAAUUGAAUCUGCAGAACAAUCAAUUUACUGGUCAAAUCACUCUACUUGUGUACACUCCCGUUGAGGACCUGAAUAUUGAAAACAACCGCUUUUCUGGCUGGAUCCCUAACGAGUUGAAGGGUAUAAACAUAAAGUCUGGAGGAAAUUCUUGGUCUUCUGGACCAUCUCCACCUUCUCCCCCUGGUGCACGCCGUAAUAGAGGAGGAGGGUCUUCCUCACAGAGUGGUGGGGGGAAGUCUUCUGUAGCCACCGGAUUAACCAUAGCUGGGAUAGCUCUGGCCAUAUUGUUGGUGCUCGCAAUUAUAAUUGCCCUUUUUUCAAGAAGAAGACGUCCUUCUACUUCACACCUCCUUGAUGAUGACAGGCUUAGCCAGCGUAAAUCCUUUGGUGCCUCUUAUUCAUCUAAGGAACUAUCUAGAGAACUGAAUUCUUCAUUCAGAAAUAAAGAUCCUGGAGCCGUUUCAAUUGACAUAAAGCCUGUUUCAAAAUCUCCAUCAAUUGGUUUUAAGUCGCUUUCUGGACGUUUACAAUCCUUUGCCAGAAGAAGCACCUCUGUAAAAGCUACGAAUUACGCUUUGGCAGAUUUGCAGGUUGCUACUGCUAACUUUGCACCCGCUCGCCUUCUUGGGCAGGGUACCAUUGGACGUGUCUAUAGGGCUAAAUAUGAUGAUGGGAAGGUUUUGGCAGUGAAAAAGAUUGACUCCUCACUGUUUCAAGGCUCAGCGCCACAAGAAUUUUCUGACAUUGUUGUAAAUAUCUCCAAGAUUCGCAAUGCCAACAUCGCCGAACUUGUUGGUUAUUGUUCAGAACACGGGCAUAACAUGUUAAUUUAUGAGUACUUCAGGAAUGGCUCGCUUCAUGAAUUCUUACACAUGUCAGAUGACUACAGUAAUCCCCUAACUUGGAACACAAGAGUCAGAAUUGCUUUAGGCACUGCCCGGGCUGUUGAGUACCUCCAUGAAGGCUGCUCUCCAUCCACAGUUCACAAGAACAUCAAAUCAUCUAAUAUUUUGCUUGACAUCGAACUCAAUCCUCGUCUCUGCGAUUAUGGCUUGGCAACCUUCCAUCAGCGUACUAGUCAAAACCUUGGGAUGGGAUACAAUGCUCCAGAAUGCACAAAGCCAUCAGCCUAUACAGCAAAGAGUGAUGUUUACAGUUUUGGGGUAGUCAUGUUGGAGUUAUUGACGGGUCGUAUGCCGGUUGACAGUUCAAAACCACCUGUGGAGCAGUGCCUUGUCCGGUGGGCAACCCCACAGCUCCAUGAUCUUGACGCCUUGUCAAAAAUGGUGGAUCCUGCUCUCCGUGGACUCUACCCUCCCAAGUCAGUCUCGCGGUUUGCUGACAUCAUUGCCCUCUGUGUUCAGCGGGAGCCUGAAUUCCGGCCACCUAUGUCAGAGGUGGUGCAACAGUUAGUGCGGUUAGUUCAGCGCUCUAGUAUGAACAUGAGAGAGGAUCUUGGUCUCGGGGCGUCUCGUCACUCGAGUGCCAUGAGCAGCACGAAAGAGGAUCUUGCAGCUUCUCGCAGGUUGACCGACUUUUGA
Prunus armeniaca (apricot) is the source of this 2115-nucleotide messenger RNA. NCBI's taxonomy places the organism in Eukaryota, Viridiplantae, Streptophyta, Magnoliopsida, Rosales, Rosaceae. The record is from the annotation of a GenBank genome assembly.